UGAGCGCCAGCGACGGCUUCAUGGAUUGGUGAACUCAUGGGUGUAGGACCCCAGGCCCCUAUGAUGGUAGCUGCCGAAGGGUGGCGGCUAUGCCGGUCACCGCUGGACGGGCAGAGGCCUAAUAUGGUCCUCGACAGAGGAGGGGAGGGAGGGGAGGCCGAUGUCCGGGAUCGUCUGGCCGUCCGUGACGAGUCCUGGUCCUGAGGCGGGGAUUCCUGAAAGGGGGGGCAAAACAAAAAAGGGCAUACACAGCUUCGAACCCGAACUAAAUGGGCCCUGCGCACACGGUACCCCGCGGCGGGGGAUAACGAGUGCACGCGCUCACGCUUUGGUGCCAGAUUGUUGCGCCCAUUGGGGCGGACGAAGAGCCCGACGGCGCGAAAAAAAAUGCAACAUCGCUGCAAAUCACAGGUGGGGCCCUAGACCCCACCAGUCACCGCCACCUUUCGAACCGCGUCGGUCUCUGAGGACCCCAGGCCCGAAGCUGACGAAUAUGCCCAAGUCGAAAACAUUGAGAAGCCAGGAUCUCAGGGCAUCUCAGACCCCCAGCCAGCUCCAACUCCUCACUCUCGCGGCCGCCCCUGGGUCCUGGGCGACGGAGGCGGCGACCCGAGAUAGCCGAAGGAUACGGCCUUGCUGGCCGUCCAGGAGGAGGGACCGAGGGACCGACGCUAUCGCAACGGUUUGUCCGUCGCGCCCGCCGCCCCAGCCCCAGAGCGGGUACCAGUCCCCCCAGGGAUCCGACAGGGCGACGCGGCCCAAAAGGGCCAAGACCCGAAGGCGACAAAAACCGCAGCACGCCAAAGGUCAGGGCCCAGCCCAAGGCACCCCACGGAACCAUCAGGGCCAGGUACCCCUCGAGGGCGCAGCCUGCUUUCGCUCAAGGCCUGAGGGCAGGGAAGGCGACGAGCCUGCACCUGGGAGGACUCCUCGAGCUCCAGAGCUGGGGUAGUCCUCGAAUUCCACGCCGAGGGCUUGGCAGACCGCCGACCACUGGGCGCGCUCCGCGUAGAGCUCCUCGAAAAACUCCUCGCCCUCCCCGAAGUGGCCCGCCUCUCUGAGGCCGAUCAGCUCUAGGAGGGUGUCCAUGACCACCUUGGCACGCUGCACCUUGAUGUCCUCCUGCUGCUCUGCCUCCUCCUCGAUGGGGUCCAGCACGCUGCUGUCGCCCAUCUGCUGGAGCGAUGGGGAGGCCUCCACCUUCGCGAUGCUCGCCACCACCGCCUUGCACUCCACGAAGUUGCCCUUCCCAAGGUCGUGCCGACCACCUGGUCGGUCGCGAGCCGCCGAGACGCAGCUGCUCCUCCUUCUUGUAGAUGUUGCUGUUGGCCCGCAAGACGUCGUCCCACGACGAGCCAGACCCGCCCAGCGACGUGAACGGUGGAACCGCCUCCAGCUCUUUGACCACCCUGCUGUCGUACCAGUCCAGCAAAGCAUCCUCGCUCGUGCUGCUGCCCUGGCCGUCCUCCUCGUCGUCGAGCCCGGGGGUUUUCAGGCUUCCGCGCGACCGCGCCGAACUCCUUCACCGAGCCCCGCUCCUUCAGUCCACCUCCCUGGCCGCCCUGGCCGAGAGCGAACCCGAGCGGUGCCUCUUCUCGUGCUUCUUUGACGUCUUGUCCUUCUUGUCCUUCUUCUCCGUCGGGGCCUCAACCGCGGGCGUCGACUUGGCUCCCAGCAGCGACGACGGCGGGUCCGAACUGGUCCUCGGGGUCCGCGAACGCGAGCGGGGGCGCGCUGCCGUGGUCGUUGACCAGCGCGACCAGAGCGUGCCCACCUUCACUGCCUCCUGAUGCGACUUGCGGCCGGACAAACCGCUCUGGUGGAAGACCUCGAACGAGUACGGCUCCGCCCGUCCUCGUCGCAAGCCUCGAUGCUGGCCGCGGUGCCACCCAUGCGCCUGGCGGCGCCUCCAGGUUGCCGUCCUCGAUCGCCAGCAGCGGCGGCGGGGCCGGAGACGGCCUGGCCUUCGCAAGGAUCCCAGCGGUGCGGAUUGGGCACCGCGCGAUGCGAGACCUCAGCGCAGCAAGCACCGAAGCCUCCACCGCGGCCGAAACGAUCUUCGCCGCGAAGGAUUGCUGCGGCGCUGCUGCUCUGCCGCCCCACGUUGCCCUCCACCAGCAGGCGAGGCGCCUUGCCUCGCAGCACGUCGGCGGCCUCGAGGUGCGAGUGGACGAAGAGUAUCGUGCACUGGAGUCCUGGAUGCUGGUCGAGAUGAACUCCGAUCUGCCACCACAAAUCGCUGUCUGGUCCCUCAGGGCUACGAUACCGAUGAUUGCACCAUCCGAUGAUAACACUUUCGUUGUCGGUCGUGUAGAUGAGAUGCCCACGGCUGCCCCUCAGGGCCAAGUAGAAAGCAAGAAGCUCUCCUCUUGGCACCGUCUGCCGAAGGCCUGGCAGGCCUCCCCACGCACCAAGGAACACCUCCAUGUCGUCGGCAAGGUCGUAGAGGCAGGCAAGUCCGCAUCCCACACGCCGAAGCCGUGGGUCACGACUCUCGCGCAGCCAGCGCCCCUAAGGCGAGCGAGUCUCCUCACCCGAGCCACCCCGCGCCCCCCGCGCCCUCAUCGUGGCCUCUUAGGCCGCCGCGUCGAGGUUUCGCGGUUGCAGAAGGAGCCGAAGUCAGAGUCAGCGUCCGCGAGGCCCCGCGAAAGCAGGGGGGGCCGCCGAGACAACGUCAAAUGCGUCCAUCUCGAAGCCCGCGGGGACACCAAAGACGACGGCAAUGGGAACCACCGCCAGGUCGUCGGUCACGGACUUCACCACAGCGAGAAGCGCCGAGUAGAGCGGGUCGCCGGCAUCGGCGACCCAGACCGUUUCCUGGACGUGCUGGACAGGCGUCGAAGCAGAGACAGUCGAGGGCGGACCACCACGAGGAACGCCCGCCAAGAGAGAGGUCCACCGCAAUGGGAUGCAUCGAACGAAGCCCUUGCCCGCGGAGGUCCACACAUGAUCGCCAGACACACGCUGUUGAAGAUCAGCAGGUGGAACUCCAGGUAGAAGUACAGCGGAGCGGCCGCGCCGUCCAGGCCGAAGAUGUCAUGCGUCUGUGGGAUGGGGCCCAGUUCCCUGGAGUCGAAGAACGUCAGCAGCAGGGGCAGGACAGCGACGACGCAGGCAGGCACCGCCGCAAGAGUCGCAGUCGGAGCCGCCUUCGAAGACGGACACGAUGAAGUCACAGACGAAAGCCUCGACGAGAGCGAGGAUACAGAGCGAAACUCAGGAGGGACAUCGUCAGGCCAGACACUGCGAAGCUCCUCCAGCGCCUUAUGGGACAUGGUAACACGCUGGGCUUCCGCACAGUGCUGAACAACCUUCUUGGAAUUCGCAUUUUGCGUUGUGCUCGUAUCGUUUUCCUCCUCUUGGCACGUGCUCGACCUUCGAAGAGCGAUUCGUCAUAUUCGGCGUGCGUGACGUGAUCGUCGAACUUUGCCUGCAUUGCCUCCCCACAAGCAGAAUUAGAGGCCAGAGCACUCGGGACAACGCUUGCCGAUGGGAGAGGUCCAUCGACGCUGGAUGCCACGAACGAAGCCCUUCCCCGCGGAGAGCCACAAUUGAUCGUCAGGCACACCGUGUGGAACUCCAGCAGUUGGGACUCCAGGCGGCGGUGCACAAGAAGACUUGAGUCGACCAGGCCGGAGAGGAACAGCAAUUUUGGGAAGUGGUCCAACAUCCACAAGGAGAAUAUCGUCCGCAGCAGGAGGUGCGAAGCCCCGAAGAAGCACGGCGGCAGGACCGGUAGUGAUAACAGCGCCAAGAGAAGGAAUAGCACUACGAUGCGGAACACUGUGAGCUGCAGGACGGUCUGCACAUACGGCACCAUCUUGGAGAUCGCCAGUUGCCCAUGCUCGAGCCUGGGGGGCCAACUCGGCAGCUCGACCGAACAGGGCAUCUACUUCCAGGGCCGCGCGGCCAACCUGAGCCAGCCACCGGGCACGCCGUCGUAGGCUGAAUAUCGGCAUGCUCAGCAUGGAGGUGGCCCAGGAGCACCUGCGCGGUCUGUCAACUCAAUCAAUUGGGAGUUCAUGCGUUCGUUGCCGAAUGCACAGUGCGGAUAGAACCGGCAUGCCGAACGAAUAGAGAUCCUCGGACACACUGGGAAGACCCUGAGGCAGGAGAUAUCGCGGGCAACGCACUGAGGUCCAUAAGUAACAGGUGCAACAGGAGGACCCGCAGAAGAAGGAACGGCAGCACUUCCAGCAGCUAGCGCGCUAGUGGCGCGAGCCACGCCAAAAGUGGAAAGUACGAUCUCGGGAGAAACUGGGGAAGCUUCAUCGCCCCCGAGGGUGGAGCCGAGCGAAUCCACCAUUGGACCGCGAUGAACCCCGCUCGCACCUCCAGGCAAAACGUCAGCACCGCCUCGCACAUCGCGGGCGCCAUCAGCAUGAGCAGGGGGAGCAACAUCAGAGACGGCGUCAGGACCUGUCGUCACCAACAGAUCCUGUCGAACAACUUCGAUAGGAGUCUCGGCAUGCACAACUUGACCAACACGGUCGGCUCAAACAGGCUCACCACCCCAUCACGAACGGCACGGGGCCGAGCACCGUCUGCAGUAGGUCGCCGCAGAACACCAUGCACUUCGCGCACGCACGGCGGCGUCGCCUUAUCUUCCACCAUAGAGAGGGCACUUGCAAUACGGUCCUCGAAUGCGCGCAAGUCAGACUCGAAGCCGAGAUCACACACGAACGAAUUCAAGGUGACCGGAAUGGCGUCCGGCGCCACCUGCAAGCCGCCUGGUCGCCGGGGAUCGGGAGGAACGGGUCAAUCGGCACACCAGGCGUCAACGAUAACGGGGAAGAGGUCGAAGAUCUUUGCAUCUGCAGAUCCGCGAGGAAGAACGCCACAUGUGGAAGGUCAGAGUCCGAAUGCGCCUCAAUCGCGUGGACCACGAGCGGGCUGAGGCAGACGAUCAGCGACUGUGCGAGAUGCGCAACCGAGUCAAUGGAGCGGAGCGCCCCCUGCAGAGACGCACGCUGGGCGGCGACGAUGCCAGAAAGCUCGCAGGGCGCCGCCUUAUACGUUAAAGAGGAAGUAGCACAUCCAAGCAGAUCGCGUCACGAGGCGGCGGCAAACCAUCGCAGAAACUCAGGAGCGGAACGCGAUACUUGGAACGACCGUAUUCAGUAUUCUGAUGCAGAGGACGGCGCCGUUCCUCUGGUGAAAAAGAUUCCCCCCCGCAGCGACAGCACCACGACGAUGACGACAGCGGAACCCAAUGCGCUGUUGGAGGUCCGCAUGGGCCUGGAGGCCUUGAAUCACGCAGCGGGCGUUAACAUGUAGCAGCGGUGAAACCCCGAAAUAACGACGACCAGGAGCAUAACGCCGAGGAUGAUGACGCUGCAUAGCGCUCCCGCCGAAUAUCACGUGCAGUUGGGCUGCGUGUGUGGGCCAUCUCACAGCAUAGGCCCCACCCCGCCAAGACGGGCAGGAGGCGCCACCAUCGACAUGCAAGGUCGCUGAGGGCGCGUGCGCGGGGUUCCUGCCAUGGGCUCUU
Messenger RNA from Prorocentrum cordatum, 5491 nucleotides. Lineage: Eukaryota; Dinophyceae; Prorocentrales; Prorocentraceae. The record is from the annotation of a GenBank genome assembly.